This is a messenger RNA of Peronospora belbahrii, 636 nucleotides long. The record is from the annotation of a GenBank genome assembly. Lineage: Eukaryota; Oomycota; Peronosporomycetes; Peronosporales; Peronosporaceae.
AUGAUUCGUCUUAAAGCUAAGCAAGCAGAGAUAAAGGCGGAGGAGAAAGAAGCAUUAGAAGCUGCAAUCAAGUCUGGUGAUACAGUACUACCGAUCAAGUCAAAGACAAAGAUCCUUGGUAUCGGUCGUGGUAAACGUAAUGGUACGAGCAACAAAGAGAAAAAACGUACCCCAGGUGAAAUACGUAUUCAAAAAGAUAUUGCCGAAUUGGAUGGUGGAAAAACUGCGACGGUUACAUUUCCUGAAGUGAAUGAUUUGACAGUAUUUAAUGUCAAGAUUGCAGUGGAUACAGGACUAUGGAAAGGUGCAUCAUAUAGCUUCAGCUUUAAGAUUCCACCCAUGUAUCCGCAUGAUCCACCAAAGGUUCAGUGUCUGACAAAAAUUUACCACCCAAACAUUGACCUUGAUGGCAAUGUGUGUCUAAAUAUUUUACGUGAGGAUUGGAAACCCGUGUUGGACAUCAACUCGGUCAUUUAUGGCCUGAUUUACCUGUUCUAUGAGCCAAACCCGGACGAUCCACUGAAUAAAGAAGCUGCAGAGUUGUUUCGCAACGACCCGUCGCAAUUUGCCGCGGUGGUGCAUCGAUCUUUGCGUGGGUACAAUGUCCGAGGCAUUGAAUUUGAAAAGCUGAUCUAG